AAACGUUCAAGAGAGAGAGAGAAAGACAAUGGCAUCAUCCACAAAGCUACACAGCUUCUGUUCUCUGGCCAUGGCUGCCCUCUUCCUUUACUCUGCCUCUGUGCAGCUAAAUGACCCUGAUUGGUACUUUUGGCUUCCUCUAUAUUCUGGCGCUUGUAUUGUUAAUCUUCUGAACUGUAUCAUCUCCUCCAAACCAAUCAAGAAUCUCGCCGAAGCUACGUUGUUCCUUGGAAAUUUUCUGUUCAUCAAGGUUGUUGUGGAAGAUUUUAGGAGUGGAAUAUCUGGUUUCUGGUCAUUGAAUUUGAGUGAAAGAGUUACAAGGGAGAAAAUUGGAAGUGGGUUGGUAAUAAUCUCAAUGGCUUUACAGUUAUUGAGAUCAAAUUCUCCACAAGUUUCCGUUAUCAAGCACAGAAUUAAGUUUCCAAGAUACAUUGAUUAUGGAAUGGCGAUCUUGGUAGGUUUCAGUUAUGGGCUUCCCUUUGUCUUCUUUCGGUUCAGAAACGUCAAAUGAGUUUCGGUUACAUUAGAUGGAAAAGGCUCCGAUGGGAAAUUGACUCCGACUGAUCCAUCUCUCUUGAAGUGGGCUUGUGGUGUGUAUGGGGAUAGUUUUGCGGCAGAUAUGGGGACGGGGCAGAAAUCAUGCACGGAGGUAGUGCAUUUUAAG
Messenger RNA from Morus notabilis, 664 nucleotides. RefSeq lists its product as uncharacterized. The coding region runs from base 29 to 511 and encodes 160 amino acids. The transcript has 4 exons. Lineage: Eukaryota; Viridiplantae; Streptophyta; Magnoliopsida; Rosales; Moraceae. The record is from RefSeq and is a predicted model, not a curated record.